Molecule: messenger RNA, 903 nt
Organism: Triticum turgidum subsp. durum (durum wheat)
Lineage: Eukaryota; Viridiplantae; Streptophyta; Magnoliopsida; Poales; Poaceae
Source: the annotation of a GenBank genome assembly
AUGGCUACUAGCACCAAGCUUGCAGCUCUUGGCUUUGUUGUCUUUGUGAGCAUUGGGUUCGCCGAUGCAGCAAGGAUGCUAGCUAGCUCCUCCAGUGCUUCAGGUGGUGGUGGAGGAGGUGGUGGGGGAGGUGGUGCGAAUGGUGGGAGUGGAUGGGGUGGAGGGUCUGGAUCGGGUGGAGGCUUAGGAUAUAGUGAAAGCGGUGGAGAUUGGGGUAACAAGUGGAAUUUCGCCAAGGGGUCUGGAGGAGGAGGAGGAGCAGGCGGUGGGGGAGGAUCAAAGGGUGGAUCCGGGUCUGGUUCCGGAUCCGGCUAUGGCUCUGGUAGCGGUGUGAGUGGAUCUGCGUCGGCUCCUAGUGGUAAUGGUUAUGCCAAUGCUGAUGGUAUGGGCGGGGGCGGGGGCGAAGGUGGUGGUGCAAAUGGGUCUAGUGGAACUGGAGUUGGAUCUGGCCUUGGCAAGGGAUAUGGUGAGAGUGGUGUGUCAAACGCACCGGCUCCUGUUGCCGGUGCUGAUGGUACCAGCUACUCUGAUGCUGGCGGUAGUGGUAACGGUGGUGGUGGCGGUAACAACGGAAAUGGAGGUGGUGUGGGCACUGGCGCUGGACAGGCCGGCAGCGACGACACUUCUGGAGGCUUUGCAAAUGGAGGAGGAAGUGGCAAUGGUGGCGGCGCAACUGGAGGUGCCACUGAAGGCCCAAGUGUUGGAGUUGGAUCUGGUGCUGGGUCUGGCGCUGGUCAGACCGGUAGCACUGGCUCUUAUGGCGAAGGCUAUGCUACAGGAAUUGGUGGUGGCAUGGGUGGCGGCAAUGGUGAGAGCCAGAAUGGCGGAACUGGCAGCGGUGGAGGCAGUGGAUCCGGAUUCACAUCAAAGGACACAUGUCAUGCAUGGAAGGGACGAUCCUGA